Messenger RNA from Fulvia fulva, 1209 nucleotides. Its product is annotated as Endochitinase 1. Gene Ontology annotation, cellular component: extracellular region. The record is from RefSeq and is a predicted model, not a curated record. Bases 1 to 1209 code for a protein of 402 amino acids. Gene Ontology annotation, molecular function: chitinase activity; chitin binding. Lineage: Eukaryota; Fungi; Ascomycota; Dothideomycetes; Mycosphaerellales; Mycosphaerellaceae. Gene Ontology annotation, biological process: carbohydrate metabolic process; chitin catabolic process. The transcript has 2 exons.
AUGUCGUACCAGCCGGGCUUCCGCAGCGUCGCAUACUUCGUCAACUGGGCCAUCUACGGUCGCAGUCAUCAACCACAAGACAUCCCAGCAGAAAAGCUCACUCAUGUGCUAUAUGCCUUCGCCAACAUACGCCCCGAGUCGGGAGAGGUCUACCUUACCGACCCGUGGUCAGACACCGACAAACACUACCCAAGCGACAGCUGGAAUGACACCGGCAACAAUGUCUACGGAUGCAUCAAGCAGCUCUUCUUGCUCAAAAAGCGCAACCGCAACCUGAAGAUACUUCUAAGCAUCGGUGGAUGGACAUACUCCAGCAACUUCGCCGCUCCAGCCUCAACCGAACAAGGUCGUCGCACCUUCGCUACCAGCGCCGUUCGCCUGCUCAAGGACCUUGGACUCGACGGCCUGGACAUUGACUGGGAGUACCCGAAGUCGGAUGCAGAGGCCAACGAUUUCGUCAAGCUUCUUCAGGCCACACGCCAUGCCCUCGAGGAGUACUCGCAGUCAUUGCCAAAUCGGCCACAUUUCCUGUUGACGAUCGCAUCGCCGGCAGGUCCUUCGAACAGCAAAUGGCUCAAGCUCAGGGAGAUGGACCAAUGUCUGGACUUCUGGAAUAUGAUGGCUUAUGACUUUGCUGGAUCAUGGGAUGCGACUGCAGGCCAUCAGGCAAACAUCUAUCCAAGCCAGCAGCGACCGCAAAGCACACCAUUCAGCAUUGACCCUGCAGUACGCUGGUAUGUCGAUAAUGGAGUGCGUCCGGACAAGAUUGUCCUUGGCAUGCCCCUCUACGGUCGAGCUUUCCAGAAUACUGAUGGACCUGGUGCUGCGUACAAUGGUGUUGGCGAAGGCAGCUGGGAGAAUGGCGUAUGGGACUACAAGGCCCUCCGACGCCCGAAUUCACAAGUCUGCCACGACAACCAAGCCGUAGCAUCUUGGUGUUACGACCCGUCAAGUAGGACCAUGGUAUCCUACGAUAGCCCACAGGUGGCAACCCAGAAAGUACAAUACAUCAAGCAGAUGGGUCUGGGCGGAGCAAUGUGGUGGGAGACUAGCGGUGAUCAGCCUCGGGAUCAUCCCGAGAGUCUGAUCAAGAUCACUGUGGAGGGUCUGGGAGGAUAUGGAGGAAAGCACAUGGAGCAGGCCCCGAAUGUGCUGGAGUACCCGGAGAGCAAGUAUGAUAAUUUGAAGGGUGGUAUGCCGGGAGAGUAG